Messenger RNA from Carcharodon carcharias (great white shark), 2299 nucleotides. It is a transcript of the gene prr5l, whose product is annotated as proline rich 5 like. Lineage: Eukaryota; Metazoa; Chordata; Chondrichthyes; Lamniformes; Lamnidae. Gene Ontology annotation, cellular component: TORC2 complex. The record is from RefSeq and is a predicted model, not a curated record. Bases 235 to 1287 code for a protein of 350 amino acids. Gene Ontology annotation, biological process: TORC2 signaling. The transcript is spliced from 9 exons.
CCCGCCCUCCACACAGCCACUGAGCUGCUGCCCUGCUGUGUGGAGACCUGCAACAUUUCAGGAUCCCUUUUUUAUUCUGUCUCAGUUGGUGGAAGGAAGCAGAAGCUCAGUUCAUGCGGACUCCUUAAGUUUAACCAAAGCCCUGGAGGCGACACACCACCACAGCAGCUCCUCGAAACCUCACGGAGCAGCAGAGAUCCAGGGCCCCUCUCCCAUGGUUGUGCCCACGAGAGGAUGGGCUCUUUCCGCAGACCCCGACCUCGCUUCCUGAGUUCGCCGGUACUCAGUGACCUACCCUGCUUCCAUGCUGCCAGGCAGGCCGCACUGCUGGGUUCCAACAGGGCCUGGAACAGCGUGCAUAAAGCAGUGAUCAAAGUGUUCCAGGGAGGAAGUUUGCAAGAUAAUGAACUGUACUCUCUGAAUGAAAACAUACGGCAGCUGCUGAAGAGUGAGUUGGGUCCGUUCAUCACUGACUAUUUCCAGAACCAUCUUCUUUCAAAAGGCUUGAUCUUGAUGGAAGAAAAGGUGCGAGUCUGUGAAGAUGAAAAUCUUUUGGAAGCUUUAACAAGAAGUUGGGAUAAUUUCUUCACUGAAAUCCUACCCAUGUUACAGGCCAUAUUUUACCCUGUGCAGGGGCAGGAACUAACCAUUCGUCAGAUGGCUCUGCUUGGCUUCCGAGACCUGGUGCUAUUGAAGGUAAAUCUGGAGCAGGUGCUUCACCAGCCUCACGCUGAUGUACCUCCAUCCAUCACACAGAUGCUGCUAGUGCUUCAGGGAGCUCAUGAACCUAAAGGCCCAAGUGAGGAGUAUGUCCAGCUGGAGCGACUGGUGCAGUUAGUUGUCUCCCCCUAUCUGGGCACCCAUGAACUCCUCUCCAGGGACAAGAAUGUUGCAGAUACUGUCCACAUAUUUGAUCGAAGAUUUGCCGGACAUAGAUCAAAAAUGGUCGAUUUUAUGAGCGAUGAGUGUGAAGUAAAUGCAUCCAAUGAGACAAUGCUGACUCCUUUAAUCGAGCAAGAAGGCGAGGCCUACUUAGAGAAAUGUGGAAAUAUCCGACGUCACACGGUGGCCAAUGCACCCUCUGAGCUUCAGCUUUUAGCUAUGACUUCCAUGUUGCACCCUGGAAUGGUGGAAGAACCUGACACUGAAGAGAAAUGUCUCCUGAUGCCACCCAGCCUUAACCACAGACACUACUCCAGUGAACCUAAUAUCCCAGAACCUCAGUCUGAGGUGGUGGUAGUCUCGCUGCAGGAGUCUUCUGACAUUAAGUGUACAGCACUUGGCUAGAUCACUAAGUCAUUGUUUUGUUUUAGGCACAUUGUUAGUAUUCGCUGAAGGCAGUAAUCCCAUGACCUGACUGUGAUGUAUCUCAGGGUCAAACUGUGAAAUGGCCUUAAACAAACAAACUUCAUUCAAGCUGGUCAUGUGGAUUGGACGUACUGCACUUCUAAUCCAGGCCCUUUCUGUUAUCAACUGAACAUACCUCAGAACUCGAAACAGUGAUGGCAGAAAGAAUGAAUUAUGUUAAUACAUCGGGACACUGUGGUUAUGGAGGCCCUAGUGAAAUUAAAUUUUAAAAGAGAAGAAACCCAGCGCAGUAAAUUUGCACUAAAGAUAUCGAACAAUUGAGACAAGUCUUGAACUUUGAAACCCAUGAUUGCACUGUACCUGCAGCAUUGUUUAAAUACUGGAUAUCGAUUUUUGUCCCUCUCGUGCCUCCCAACAAACCAUUGGUUUUAGUCAGACUGUUGGCCAGAAAUGUCAUCAAUUCCACUCAACGUCAAUCUGCCUUUUUCGGACAGCUAGACAGAAGUACUUUUUGAAUGGGAGUUCCAAAUCAAUGUGAGCUCAGUGAAUUUGGGUGAAGGUUUCCUGUACGCACUGUGUGUGAUGAAAUGUGUUGUGUUCCUCAUUCAUUAUAAACACAUUUUUGAUUAUUCCUUUACAUGUAGCACACUGAGGAAAUCAGAAGCAGUACCCAACCAUUGCAGCAUGCCCUGCAAAUGCACGCUUUGCAAUAUGCGUCUGUACUGAAGGGAGAAUGUCAGUUCAUCAGCUCCUGAACUUGAAGGGUCCUGGUAACACUGGAAUCAAUCCUAAACUACAGGUUCCUUUAAAAUCAGCUCACUUCACCUCUCAACCGUAGUUCUGACAUUGGUCGCAGUUAACUUUGAGCACACUGACUUGACUGUUCUGCUACUACCCCCGCAGAAGCUUUCUUCAACCUUAACCCUGCUGUCUCAGGAGCAGGGUUUCUUUUUCAUUUUUACAAAUAAACUGUGGAUUAUUUUUGUGAAAA